Messenger RNA from Mauremys reevesii (Reeves's turtle), 415 nucleotides. RefSeq names its product serine protease inhibitor Kazal-type 6-like. The coding region runs from base 1 to 384 and encodes 127 amino acids. The transcript has 5 exons. NCBI's taxonomy places the organism in Eukaryota, Metazoa, Chordata, Testudines, Geoemydidae. Gene Ontology annotation, molecular function: protein binding; serine-type endopeptidase inhibitor activity. The record is from RefSeq and is a predicted model, not a curated record.
AUGAAGAUAACAGGGGCCGUUCUGCUCUUCGCUCUGGCACUUUGCUGCUUCUACUCGGCUCAGUUAAUACAGCUGGUACAAGAGCUGACAUCCCCAGUGGCACAACCCCAUACCAGACCAUUUGAAAAGGCUCGUCUCAUUCUGUCUGUAUGUUUUGUUCCAGAUGCUGCUGGCCAGGCUGGUAAGGGUUUCUGCAGCGAGUACAAGGAGCCUCCAGAAGGCUGCACCAGGGAGUACUUCCCUAUCUGUGGCACUGAUGGGAAAACAUACAGCAACAAAUGCGUCUUUUGCACAGAAGUCUAUAAAUACCUUGGAAGUCUUUGCUUUAAGCAUUAUGGAGAAUGCAAGUCGCACGAUGAGGCCAAGCAAAGAGAAGACCUUUAGCACUCAGUUCCCACUAGCAGAUCCCCGCAUG